Scomber japonicus (chub mackerel) is the source of this 1739-nucleotide messenger RNA. RefSeq names its product arylsulfatase family, member J (gene arsj). The coding region runs from base 1 to 1707 and encodes 568 amino acids. Lineage: Eukaryota; Metazoa; Chordata; Actinopteri; Scombriformes; Scombridae. The transcript has 2 exons. The record is from RefSeq and is a predicted model, not a curated record.
AUGUUUAUCUUGUGGGUCCCGGUGAGUUUAUUCCUCGGGUUCAUCAUUUCUCAGACGUGGAGCAUUCAGAUGUCCUGGGAAAACUGGAACGCCGAGCUGCGCAACCGAGGAAAUGGAUUCGACAAGCCGAGCUCUCAGCCUCACAUCGUUUUCAUCCUGGUGGAUGAUCAAGGCUUCCGGGAUGUUGGGUACCACGGCUCCGAGAUCAAAACCCCGACUCUGGACCGGCUGGCAGCUCAGGGAGUCAAACUGGAGAGCUACUACGUGCAGCCGCUAUGCAGCCCGUCCAGGAGCCAACUCAUGACUGGCAGGUAUCAGAUCCACACCGGCCUUCAGCACUCUAUCAUCCGAGCUACCCAAGCCAACUGCCUGCCCCUGGAAAAUGUCACCCUACCCCAGAAGCUCAAGCAAGCAGGCUACUCCACGCAUAUGGUGGGCAAGUGGCACCUGGGUUUCUACAAGCGUGGCUGCAUGCCCACCCAGCGUGGCUUCGACAGUUUCUUCGGCUCCCUGCUAGGAAGCGGGGACUAUUACAGUCACUAUAAAUGUGAAGGGCCCGGCAUGUGUGGCUAUGAUUUGUAUGAGGGGGAAGAGGCCGCUUGGGAACAGGACCGCGGCUUGUACUCAACUGUGAUGUUUACAAGAAAGGCUAUAAGUAUCUUAGCCAAUCAUGACCCUCGCAGGCCCUUAUUUCUGUACUUAGCCUAUCAGGCUGUUCAUUCCCCACUGCAGGUUCCCGCCCGCUACCUCGAGCGCUACAAGGGCAUUCCGAACCCGCACCGCCGUAAAUAUGCUGCCAUGGUUUCCUGCCUGGAUGAGGCAAUCCGUAACCUUACAUUAGCUCUAAAACGCUAUGGUUAUUAUGACAACACAGUUAUGGUGUACUCCUCAGAUAAUGGGGGCCAGCCAUUAGCAGGCGGUAGCAACUGGCCCUUGAGGGGUAGUAAGGCCACUUAUUGGGAGGGGGGCAUCAGGGCAGUAGGCUUCGUUCACAGUCCCCUAUUGGUGAACAAAGGGACAAAAUGUCGAUCUUUGGUCCACAUAACUGACUGGUUCCCUACACUGGUGACCCUGGGUGAAGGGACUUUAGAUGAAGAUCUAAAUCUUGACGGGUAUGAUGUCUGGGAGGCUAUCAGUGAAGGCCGCCCCUCGCCUCGCCAGGAACUUCUUCACAACAUUGAUCCAAUCUACAUCAAGGCCAAGAAUGGUUCAUGGAAGGCUGGAUAUGGUAUAUGGAACACAGCCAUCCAGGCUGCAAUCCGGGUGGGCCAUUGGAAGCUCCUGACGGGGGUGCCUGGCUACAGUGACUGGGUGCCUCCCCAGACGUUCUCCAACCAGCGGUUGACCAAUCGCUGGCAUAAUGAGCGUGUCCGAUGGGACCGUGGUAAGUCUAUCUGGCUGUUCAACAUAACCGCCGACCCUUAUGAGAGAGUGGACUUGUCUCAGCGCUAUCCACACAUAGUGAAGAAGAUGCUGAUGCGGCUCGCGCAAUACAACAGGACAGCAGUUCCGGUACGCUACCCAGCUAAAGACCUGCGUUCUAACCCUCAGUAUAACGGGGGUGUAUGGGGACCCUGGUACAAAGACGAGAGGGAAGAGCAAGAGGAGGAUGAGAGAUACAAUAACCUGUUCACCAACCAUCUCGGUAAAAGACGGUGGAAAAAGAAAUCACAGAACAGAAAAUUGAAAAGGAAGGUAGAAGAGUAGCCUGCCCCGUCUGUGAAAGACUUCAGUUGCUU